CCGCCAUUCGCCAGCUUGUCGGACGGAUCGCUGAGGGGGCCUCGACUGGCCUCGUCGUGUGGGCUGGGCGGCCGACUUGCCCGGCGUGUGAGUGCUCGCCAGUCUUGAAGUGUCCGCCGCUGACCUGCACGACCGGUGACGUUGCCCACAUCCCGCCAGUGACGCCGCUCACGGUUGGGGUCAUCUGCGCCUCCAUCGCCCUGCUUGCCUUCUUCGCGGGCCGGCUGACGCGCUUGGGAGUUAAGACCGGGCGGCACGCCGACGACCUGGACGCCACUGCUCGGGCCCAGGUAGCUCAGUACAAGGCCAAGGUGGGCGACUUCUGUGUUGUGCGCUACAACGUUCCAGGCGGGGCCCUGUACCACGAGCGGCUGGUCAACUACCUGCCGCUGGGUGCCGGGCUGACCGUGUCCACGCCCGACGGCGACGAGUACGAGGAGGUGUGGGGCCUGCCCGAUAUCAUCGAGUGGGAGCCGCUGCCAAAUCGGCAGCCGGGUGGCGUGCUGAUGGGUCGGCCGGGAGCGCGAUACUAUCGGUUCAGAGCUGGUGCGAUGCCGACUGCGGCGAGCCUCACGGCGUCCGCUGUGGCUGCUGCUGGGCGCCUGGGCCAGCCUGCGCCGGGCGGGCCCUUGGUGCCAGCCCUCGGCGGGCGCCUCGUCGGGCCGCCGGCGGGGGGGGCCGCGCCUGGCGCGCUCGAAGCCGGGGGCGCCGCUGCCCCGCUUGGCGGAGCGCCGGGCGCGCCGGCGGCGGCCCCUGCAGCUGCGCCGGGCGGAGUGGCCCCGGCGGCGGGGCUCGGCGGCCUGGUGGCGGCGCUCGGUGGCCCAGCGGCAGGAGCACCAGCCGGCGUGCUUGUUCCAGGCCCGCUGCCCGCCCCCGCUGCGGCCGGCGCCGCGGCGGCCGCGGCUCCAGGAGCCGACGGAGUGCUCGCCGCCGCUGCCGCCGGGGCCCCAGGGGCGGCCGCCGCCCUUGUGCCCGCGGACGCGGGCGCCGCCGCAGCUGCCGCGGGCCCGCCCGCUGCUGGGGGAGGCGCGCCCGCGGGUGCUGCGGGCGCUGGUGGCCACGUCCAGGACGCGAGGGUGCUCCCGGUGGUGUACGACGCCAUGGGCAACCGUCGGCGGGAGUUCCGCGAGGCGGUGCUGGCCUGCCGGGAAGACCAGUGGGCGGGGUGGCCCGUGCGUGGACCUCGCACCGCGCUCUGGGUCCUGCGGUACAUCAUCGAGCACGGCGGGACGCCGACCGGGAUGCACUCUCGGUGGCGCAGUGAGGCCCGCCUCCAGGAGCACGAGCCCGGGGUGCAGGAGCAUGAGCGCUCGUGCCGGGCGCUGGAGGAGCUCAUCUGCUACGACCAGUGUAAUGGGGCGAAUCUGGCGGCCGUGGAGCUGCUGGUGCGGAACAUCCAGGUGCAGCAGGAGAGGUACCGCGACAGGAGCGCUGGCGGCUCAGGAGGCGGCGGCCCCGACAGCGUCGACACGCACCUGUACAUGGGCAGCGAGCUGACCAGAGGAGGAGUGUGUGUGUGCCCUCUCCUCCAGGAGUGGGCCAGCGCCCAGCUGGCCAAGGAGCAGGCGCUGCUCAAGGAGCGGCGCAAGGCCCGGGAGGAGAGGGAGCUUGCCAAGAAGGGGAACAACAAGAAGAACAAGAAGGAUGAAGAGGGGUGA
Molecule: messenger RNA, 1658 nt
Organism: Prorocentrum cordatum
Lineage: Eukaryota; Dinophyceae; Prorocentrales; Prorocentraceae
Source: the annotation of a GenBank genome assembly